This is a messenger RNA of Orcinus orca (killer whale), 4263 nucleotides long. RefSeq names its product prickle planar cell polarity protein 1 (gene PRICKLE1). The record is from RefSeq and is a predicted model, not a curated record. Bases 313 to 2817 code for a protein of 834 amino acids. Lineage: Eukaryota; Metazoa; Chordata; Mammalia; Artiodactyla; Delphinidae. Gene Ontology annotation, molecular function: zinc ion binding. The transcript has 9 exons.
GCCGGCACGGCCACGUCCCGGGCUUCGGAUGGUUCGCGUGCUGCCCACCCUCGCCCGCCGCUGACGCCGCGGACCUCAGCUCCGCAGACCCGCCGCGGCGCCGACGACAGUCCAGCCGAGUCCCGCUCCCUCGCCGGGGAUGGCCCUUGGCUUUGUGCAAGCAUGAGGACUGUUCAGUAAAGGAAAACGUAAAGAAACAUUGUACAGCAGUUUGGAUUUCCCCAAAGAAGAAAAGAAGGAAAGGUUAUCUGAUCACAUAUUCAGCCACUGUCUGAUGUCCUGUGACUGAGAAGCUCGCUGUUUGACUUUGUUAUGAUGCCUUUGGAGAUGGAGCCCAAAAUGAGCAAACUCGCCUUCGGGUGCCAGCGGAGCUCCACGUCCGAUGACGACUCGGGCUGUGCGCUGGAGGAGUACGCCUGGGUCCCCCCAGGCCUCAGACCCGAGCAGAUCCAGCUCUAUUUUGCUUGCUUACCAGAGGAAAAGGUUCCUUAUGUUAACAGCCCUGGAGAGAAACACCGAAUUAAACAGCUUUUGUACCAGUUGCCACCACAUGAUAAUGAGGUGCGGUAUUGCCAGACUUUGAGUGAAGAGGAGAAAAAAGAGUUGCAAGUGUUCAGUGCUCAGCGGAAGAAAGAAGCACUCGGAAGAGGGACGAUUAAACUUCUGUCCAGAGCAGUGAUGCACGCUGUGUGCGAGCAGUGUGGGUUGAAAAUAAAUGGAGGUGAAAUUGCAGUGUUUGCCUCUCGAGCGGGCCCUGGAGUAUGCUGGCACCCAUCCUGUUUUGUCUGCUGCACGUGCAACGAGCUGCUGGUCGACCUCAUCUAUUUUUAUCAGGAUGGAAAAAUUCACUGUGGCCGGCACCAUGCUGAGCUGCUCAAACCCCGGUGUUCAGCAUGUGACGAGAUAAUUUUUGCUGAUGAGUGCACAGAAGCAGAGGGUCGCCAUUGGCACAUGAAACACUUCUGCUGCCUUGAGUGCGAGACGGUCCUGGGGGGACAGAGGUACAUCAUGAAGGACGGCCGCCCGUUCUGCUGCGGCUGCUUCGAGUCCCUGUACGCCGAGUACUGUGAGACCUGCGGCGAGCAUAUUGGUGUGGACCAUGCGCAGAUGACCUACGACGGGCGGCACUGGCACGCUACAGAGGCCUGCUUUUCCUGCGCCCAGUGCAAAACCUCUCUGUUGGGAUGCCCCUUCCUUCCCAAACAAGGUCAGAUUUAUUGCUCAAAGACAUGCAGCCUCGGUGAAGACGUCCAUGCCUCGGAUUCUUCAGACUCUGCGUUCCAGUCGGCUCGAUCGAGAGACUCCAGAAGAAGUGUCCGGAUGGGCAAAAGCAGCCGGUCAGCGGACCAGUGUCGACAGUCUCUCCUCCUAUCCCCUGCUCUGAACUACAAGUUCCCUGGCCUUUCAGGCAAUGCCGACGACACCCUUUCUCGGAAACUGGAUGAUCUGAGUCUUUCCAGGCAAGGAGCAAGUUUCGUCAAUGAAGAAUUUUGGAAAGGCAGAGUAGAGCACGAAACCCCAGAAGACCCUGAAGAAUGGGCUGAGCAUGAAGAUUAUAUGACGCAGCUGCUCCUCAAGUUUGGUGAUAAAAGCCUCUUUCAGCAGCAGCCCAAUGAGAUGGACAUUCGAGCCAGUGAGCACUGGAUAUCUGAUAACAUGGUUAAAAAUAAGACCGAGUUAAAGCAAAAUAACCAGAGCCUUGCAAGUAAAAAAUACCAAUCUGAUAUGUAUUGGGCACAGUCACAAGAUGGACUGGGCGAUUCUGCUUAUGGCAGCCACCCGGGCCCUGCGAGCAGUCGAAGGCUCCAGGAAUUGGAUCUGGACCAUGGGGCUUCGGGAUAUAAUCAUGAUCAAACACAGUGGUAUGAAGAUUCCCUGGAGUGUUUGUCAGACUUGAAACCAGAGCAGAGCGUUCGGGAUUCUAUGGAUUCCUUGGCUUUGUCUAAUAUCACAGGGGCUUCGGUGGAUGGAGAAAGCAAGCCAAGGCCAUCGUUAUAUUCUCUGCAAAACUUCGAGGAAAUAGAGGCAGAAGAUUGUGAGAAAAUGAGCAAUAUGGGGACUUUGAACUCUUCCAUGCUGCACAGGAGCACAGAGUCCUUGAAGAGUCUCAGUUCAGAGUUGUGUCCAGAAAAAAUCCUGCCUGAGGAGAAACCAGUCCACCUGCCAGUGCUCCGAAGGUCCAAGUCUCAGUCCAGGCCACAGCAGGUCAAGUUUUCGGAUGAUGUCAUUGACAACGGAAGCUAUGAGAACAUCGAAAUCCGGCAGCCACCGAUGAGUGAGAGAACUCGGAGACGGGUGUACCAUUUUGAAGAAAGGGGACCCCGGUCUCAUCACCAUCGCCGCAGAAGAAGUAGGAAGUCCCGCUCGGACAAUGCUCUGAACCUUGUUACAGAAAGAAAAUACUCUCCCAAGGACAGGCUGCGGCUUUAUGCCCCUGAUAACUAUGAGAAGUUUAUCCAGAGUAAGAGCGCGCGGGAGAUCCAGGCCUACGUGCGGAACGCUGAGCUCUAUGGGCAGUACGCCCGUGCCGCUUCCAGCUACACCCUGCGGAGCCCAGGGGGCCCUCGAUUCCUGGGGCUCCACGGGGAGGACGACGGCUCUUGGUGCUCCUCCACCACCUCUUCCUCCUCCGACUCAGAAGAAGAAGGAUACUUUCUUGGACAACCAAUUCCUCAGCCCCGGCCGCAGAGAUAUGCAUACUAUACAGACGACCUUUCUAGUCCAACUUCCGCACUCCCCACUCCUCAGUUUGGCCAGAGGACAACUAAAUCCAAGAAGAAAAAGGGACACAAGGGCAAAAACUGUAUCAUUUCUUAACCGAGUAGCUGUGGAGAUGGUUAAGCUUAGCCAUUAACCAUCUUACAUCGAAUCUUUUUUCUUCCAUAGGAAAGUUGCUAAAAUAGAUUCAAGUGCUUUGCCCAUGUAAAUGAGACCCCGACUGCUGUUUACAGUGUCAGAUUAACCUUUGGAAGGUGUGAUUUCUCCAUUUACCCUCCUUGGAUGGUGCCAGGUGGACGUGACCUCUCGUGCCUGUUGGGUGCAUCACAGUUUGAUACAGCUGCUUUGAUCUCCAACCCUCAAGAGAGCCUCAAGAACCUGUUGAGAGGUGACUGGAUGGGGGUGUUGAUUUUAGACAAUGGAGAACUUGAGCCACCUUUGUAAAGCACUAGUGUUUGUCCUUUAUCUGCGCCAGGUUGGCCCAGGUCCUGACAGUCUGUCCUGUUGUGUGGCAUGCACGUAGUCAUGUGACCCAGCCAACACUGUGCGUCCCAUCAUGCGAGGCCACGUCGUCCCCUUCCAACUCUCAUUAGCCAGGUAAACAUUAUAUUGUAUUAGCUCCAGCUAGAGAUCGAAAAGAACAUUGCUAUUUAUAAUGUAGUAUUUCAUAGACUUAAGUGUAUUCCUAAUUUAACGGUGCAAAUAUUAAUGUAUAUACUGUACAGUUCAGAUUUUAAAACUGAUAUUUUUAUAUCCCUGAAAUGUAAGAUGUUUGUUACACUGCAGUGCUAGAUUUGUUAGGGAACCAGAAACAGCAUUUAUGGAUGAAAUGAUUGCUUGUAUUUUAGUCAGGGUUUAUAAGUUUAGAUGGUCAAAUUUAUAUUGCCUAGUGAUGGAAAGUUCCCUUUUUUUUUUUUUUCAAUAUUAAAAAGGCUCUGUAUGCAUGGUGGGGCUAUGUAAAUACUCUUUAAAACUAUGGCCCUAUUAAUCUUACAAGUGUUAUUUAUGGGUCAAGCAAUGUAAACUGUAUAAAUGUAAAAACAAACAAACAAAAAAAAACCCCUACACAUACACGUACACCUGGAAUAUAUGGUAAAAACAAGUAGAAGCUGUUUGGGUGAAUACUUUUUUUCCCCUUUGGGAUGGGCAGGGGUUGCCUUUCCCAUUUUCAGCGAGGUAGUGAUUAUCUCAUGGAAAGAGACCAAAAAAAACUACAAGGAUCUGCUUUCUGUGGCAGAGUACUUUGUAGAUUUAUUCCUUUUCAUCCCUCCUUUCCAGCUAAUUUGUUGGCCUUUAGCAGCAGUUUUGAAAACCGGGCCUUCUGGUUAUGUUUUUCUUUUAAAAUCUUUAGAGGAUGCUGUAUUACUGGUUACUUCAAGUUAAUAUGUGGUUCUAUUUCAAGGGAGAAUUACGUUGGAUUUGAACUGAUGAGCUAAUAUUUUGGUAUGGGCCAUUCUUGCACAUAUGUUUCAGUCCUAACUCAAUGUCCCAGUGGUAUCUCAGAACUUUAGGAAGGUAUUUAAUAAAUGCUUAAUAAAUAACAAA